GAUUCUUCACAAGCGUUAAGAGUUUUAUCUCUUGUGAAAUCCGCAAAUUCGCAGGAAUUUUUGACAGUGUAAUCAGUAUUCCCAACAACAAAUCGUGACAUACCUACGCACAAGUUUGUCAGUAAUUAUUAUAUUAGAAAUAACAACAUAGCGCUUUACCUCUGGAAAGAAGAUGGCGUUCAAUUCAAAUUACCCAGACAAGAAUUCAAAUGACUUUCAGGAUCUUUUUUGCUUUUUUUUUUGUUUUUGUUUUUUUGCGUGAUUGCUUUCAUCGUCUUACAAGUAAAUGAAUAUUUGAUCCAGAAGCUUUAUUUUAGGAAUAAAGAUUAUGAACUCUCUCUUCUUUCUAUUGAAGACAAAUAAUCAUUUGUAAAACCAUUUUCGGUGUUUCAUCCCCUUUGCCCACAGAAAUCCUAUUCCUGGGAGAUUGCUUACAUAUGUCUUCAAUGAUCAUAACAGGAUGUGAUCAGCCAGCCGUGAAAAGGAGGCCUUUGUUAGUUAGAAACUAUGCUAAAAAAAAUAAUAAAAAAAUGCAAGUUCAAAUUCGAAAGCCAAAAUAAAGUGUGUACGUGUUCCAUCCUAUUUUACUCUGCGAGUCUAACUUAAGGCCUUUAGGACUCGCGUCGCGCGAGCUCGAAUUUCGUGAUCUAAAAGUCGACCCAAGAUGACCUCCGUCUGACGCAUUGCGAAGCUAUGGUAACUUAUGAAUCCGGCAUCGGUUGGGUCGAGAAGGCCAAACAUCCCUUGGGGCGUGGACGCAAUUUACAGUGUUUGCUUCCAUAAGGUGCUAAAUUGUUAGAUGUGUAUUGAGAACAGUCCCUCCACUUAGAAACUUCCAUGAAAUGAUGGCCCGAAGUUAUCUCCAGCGAGUUCCAGUAAGGCUCCACUGGCUACGGGCUAAGCUGAGAAAAAUGUCAUGAAAGCCUAAAAAAAAGAAAAAUAUUCGAAUAAAGUUACAGCACUUUGGUCCCAGAGCAACCUGAGCGUGAACAAUUUUCUCUUUUCCAUCCUGGCACAAAAUUGUUUAGUGAAAUGAACACGAUUGGAAUGCUUGCGAAAUAUUUAAAAUACGGUACGCAUAUUUCAUGUUCAAAAGUUUGACAAAACCGAAAAGCAAGAAAUCUCUCGGUCUUCAUAACAACUGCGCAAAAUUAAUUGUUUAUUAGACUGGAAAUUGUAAGGAGGGAAUUCGAGAAGAAUCCUCUCUCCACAUUCCCUGGAUGGCGUCCAGUUCCGAGUACGUAAACAUUGCAAUCGCUUGACCCGACGCCUCAAACGCUUUGUUUAACACGCCCCAGCUGACAGAAAACUCCUGUCAACCCAGGCGAGACUGAUCGGGACGCCAAACAAUCACACUAUUUACAAACACUUUAUCCCGUGUGGUGUAGUUUCCACCGCUUGGGUUGUACAUCGUAGCGAACUCAUCUUAGCAAUUCCAAGUCCAGUGAAGGCCGGAAAGGAAAGUUGAUAAAUCAUGGGCAGGUGUAAGAACGAACGUUUGCGUUCCUGCUGCGGUAAAGUCUUGCACCACAUUCGCAAAGAACUGCUUCUCGUCCUCAUUAUUUUGGGAGUGCUCGUCGGCUUCAUUAUCGGUUUAUCGGUAAACAAGAGUGUGAACGAUAUCAAAGACCCAGAAAAGAAAGCUACUACUAUCAUGUUGAUUGGUUUUCCGGGUGAGCUCUUCAUGAACAUGCUGAAGUUGCUAAUCCUGCCACUGAUUGUUGCAAGUUUGAUCACCGCCUUGGCCACGCUGGACUCCAAAGCCACGGGAAGAAUUGGUCGUCGAACUGUGCUUUACUACAUGGGAACUAUGCUGAUCGCUGUGCUUCUUGGAAUCGUCUUAGUCCUUUCUAUACGCCCGGGAGAACGCAGCAAACCUGAAGGAACCGACGAAAAGCUCUCGAGACCUUAUCGUGGUCUCGAUUCGCUUCUCGAUCUUUUGAGGAGCUGCUUUCCGGUGAACCUUGUGGAGGCAGCUUUCAUACAGAAACGUACCAAAUACAAGACUGUCGAUCCCGUUGUUAACGAAUACAACGAGACAAUUAGGAACGGGACUCACAAUUACACAGUUCUGAAGGAAGAGGAACUAGCUCCGGGAUCAUCGAUGGUUCCCGCGGGACUCGAAAUUGCUUCCCGAAAUAUGAACGUCCUUGGGUUGGUGGUAUUUUCUAUUGUGUUCGGUAUCGUGUUGGGGCGCGUUGGAGAGCGUGGAUUGCCCAUGAGAGCCUUCAUUGAGUCGCUGAACGAAAUCGUCAUGGAAAUGGUAUCAUUAGUCAUGUGGCUCUCUCCGAUUGGAAUAUGUAGUUUGAUAGCUGCUAAGCUGGCCGGCAUGGGUGAUAUUGGGCAGGCAUUCAAAAUGCUGGGGUAUCUUAUGGGUACCGCCAUCGCUGGUCUUCUCUGCCACGGCUUUAUUAUUUUGCCGCUGGUUUAUUUGAUCUUCACGCGGAAAAACCCGAUUAUUUACAUCAAAAAUAUGUCGGAUGCCAUAUUUACAGCGUACGGUACAGAUUCCAGCGCGGCCACUUUGCCAACCACCAUGAGAUGUGUGGAGCAGAACAAUCACGUAGACAAACGUAUCAGUCGCUUCGUUCUACCGUUGGGUGCCACCGUUAAUAUGGACGGAACCGCGUUGUACGAAGGCGUUUGUGCUCUCUGGAUCGCGCAGCUUCACGGAAUCAGCCUUGGGGCAGGACAGGUUAUUACUAUUAUAUUGACAUCUAUGGCUGCGGCGGUUGGUGCAGCAGCAAUUCCGUCUGCAGGCCUGGUUACCAUGCUGAUUGUGUUACAGUCUGCUAACCUCCCCACCAGUGAUGUCGCUCUUCUUUGGGCAGUGGACUGGUUCAUGGAUCGCUUCCGUACUGUUGUAAAUGUCCUUGGGGAUGCAAUCGGUGCUGGUAUAGUUGGACACCUGUCACGUGAUGAACUGAAGAACGCUGACCAAGCAGACAUGGAAGAAGGUGGACAGGGAGAUGAAAAGCAUGAGCUUCUUGUACCGUCUGAGGGACGCUAUGUUAAAAAAGACCCAGAUCAGAACUACUCCCCAAGAAUGACCAGCUUUAAGAGGUCCUCAGAGGAGUAGAUCAAGAGUAGUACGCCAAGUUAAGUAGGUCAACUCCAAAAUGGCUGCUGAUGUUUGAAAACGCCAUUUUACGUUUCUGGAAAAGAAAGAUACAACACUUUAUUAUAAGUAACUAUAAGCACUAGAGUUGGGCAAUGUUAUCUUUCUUGACAGACAGCCAGUUUAAACAGACUUUUCUUUCUAUUUUAUUACAAUUUCAAUGGUUAUCUUUAGAUAUUAGUAACAUUUCUUGUAUUUUAUUCAACGACGUUUCUUUAGUUCGGGUAAAACUGCCGCGGGUAGGACAAUUCCUGAGUAAUCAUUAAGAAAACCGAAACUAAUGUGUUCAAAUCAGUAAAGGAAUCAGUUAAGGGGUUAGGAGCCUGUAGGCAGGGAGGUCUAAAACUGCUAGAAAAAAGUAUAACUUCGCAAGAGAUUAUAAUCUCUUAAACUUAAUCAGUUGCUUUUAGGAUUACUACAUGUGACACUUACCUACAACAGUUUGUGAAGGACUCACUUGAAUACUUUAUAUCUUACUGCUCUAGUGGGAAAAAGUUUGAUUAGUCAGAAGUGACGCGGUGGAUACUUCGUCAGAAAAUUAUAUCUUCUAUAUGUGUGGAAAAAGAGCAAACGUAGAAAAAAGAAAAAGGGAAAACUUCUAAAUUGCUUGAGUAAGACUGUCAUCUUCAUUAUGCGGUAUGUCGAUACAUGCAUGUAUGGAAAACGCUAGUUCAGACAUUUUUUGAGACGUAGACAUCAGCUGGAAGUUGAGACUGCUUUUCCCAGGCGCCUAAUACAGAUCCUUCUAUCUGCACUGUUCAGUCCAAAA
Molecule: messenger RNA, 3887 nt
Organism: Pocillopora damicornis (cauliflower coral)
Lineage: Eukaryota; Metazoa; Cnidaria; Anthozoa; Scleractinia; Pocilloporidae
Product: excitatory amino acid transporter
Biological process (GO): L-glutamate transmembrane transport
Cellular component (GO): plasma membrane
Molecular function (GO): neutral L-amino acid transmembrane transporter activity; glutamate:sodium symporter activity; L-glutamate transmembrane transporter activity
Source: RefSeq, a predicted model, not a curated record